AUGUCUAUCCCGCCUUCGACUAGCUUUGCCGAUACACUAGGCACUGGCACCGAUCCAACUGUCUCCCAACCGCCAACCAGCUUGGAGUCAAACGGAACUCAGAGCAACGAGGAGCCCAUGCCCAAAGAUAGGAACGGACAGCCAUUGCUGUUGAAGCCUCAACAACAUGGUCAACAAUGGGUGAAGUUCAAAGGAGCUAUGUGGUACGAGAGUAUGGUCCAGAUUCUGGAUCAGGUUGUGAAACUUACCAAGUUUGAUGACGACAAAGUCGAGGGGGAGUGGGAUCAGACCUACGGGCCUGAGUUUCGGGCAGCUCUUGACGAGUUCGAACCCGCUGUCACAGCACUUCACACGAACCAAGCGCGGUGGCUCUAUCGGCUUCAGAACAACCUUGUCCUUCGUCAAAACAUCGCCGGAGAUCUGACAAACUCGUCCUCUAAUGAUGAAAAUACUUUGGGCAAAUUGGAGAUCGCAUUCGAAGCCUAUUGUCAGUUGAUUAGCUGCCUCGAUGCUAUCGAGGCGAACACGGAUGCUCAAACCGAUGACACUUGGCAGAAGAGACGCACAUGCUGCCAUCAGUUGUGCAAUGCUUCCAAGAGACGCUUGGUCAAAAUCGCCGAGAUUAUAGCCCCGGGUGUACUCCAGCACGGUGGGGAACACAGCUACGAGGUCGUAUUUCUCCAUGAUACUCUCCCCAACAGAGGAACCCCUUCUCUGGACGGCGAUUCGGAGACAGAGGAUGGUGAUUCCGACUGAUUGCCCAAUCGAGACUUCACCGGAGACUGUAUGACUUACUUAUUGUACAACUGUAUUCCGUG
Molecule: messenger RNA, 818 nt
Organism: Filobasidium floriforme
Lineage: Eukaryota; Fungi; Basidiomycota; Tremellomycetes; Filobasidiales; Filobasidiaceae
Exons: 1
Coding region: 1-756 (251 amino acids)
Source: RefSeq, a predicted model, not a curated record